UUCUCAUUCACACGUUUCCGCGAACACAAAGAUGAACCAAACGGAGAUCAGUAAUACAGCAGGUCUGUUCAACACCAAACCUAAUCCCAGGCCAGUUAAAAACAGCACAGACAAAGCAGUGUCUCGGCCUGACUGGAUACUUUACACAGUUCCUGCCUCAGCAUUUCUCAUUGGGAUUUUUCUGUUCACCCUCAUUUGCAAAACACAACGACACAGGAAGACACACGUAGCGCAGAGGAUCUACAGAAAUGAACAAGUGGACAAUUAUACCAGCUUUAGGCAUUCUACAGGCAGUGUACAGAGCAAAAAUACCAAAAAGAAAGAUGACGCACAGUCCUAUGAGAAUGUAGAUGCGGCCAUAUACACCAACCAGAAGAAAGUCACAUAUUAUGUUUCAGCCGACCAAGAUUACAUUACCCCUGAGGAAGUGAAUGAACAGGACGGGAUUGGGCCAAGGGCAUAUCAGGACAACCUACAAUUGCCUCACAAUCUGACAGAUACUGAUGGAGAGUCUUAUGAGAAUAUGGCAAACUUGUACGCUCAACCACGCAAAUGCUCACAGCAGCACAAACACAUCAGUGCACGAGAAGAGGUAGACUAUGUCUAUCCUGAUCAAGACGGACUUCAGGACGUUACUUACACAGACACAGAGUCGUACGAAAUGAUGGCUGACUCACACUGUUCCUAUGAAGACUUCACACAAGAUGACUAUAUCAACCCUGAUGACGAUGGACAGAAAGAUUUCACGUUUGACCACACAGACACUGAUUCAUAUGAACAGAUGAACGGAGUCCCCUUUCACAAAGGGAUGAACUGAUGUCGAAUGCAAGAUGCUGAGAGCAGGACGCAGUAUUUCAUUUAGUAUUAUACAAGAGAAUGAAAGGGAGAGAUUGGGAAUAAACACAAGGGUCAGAGUGUCCAGUCUCGUGACGUUUUGAACUUAUUCAUGAAUAUUACAAAAAAGGAAAACGUUUUAAACUCAAAUAUUCUAGAAAGAUUUUUAUGUAAACCUUGUGGACAUGUGGGUGGGGAAAAUCAGUAUGGACUAUUAUGUCGCAGCCCACUUGUUGCUAUUUGAUCAAGUCCCACCGCACAUUAUGAAAAUUAUGACAUUCUGACAAAUUAGGGAUUUGUUUCAAUGCACGAUGUUUCUCUGCUUGAACUCGUGCAAUAGUGGAGAAAGAUGUUUACUUUGUUUAUUAGUAUGGACGGGAUUGGAACUGGUUUUGUGUGCAGUCAAACCAUAUAUUUGUUUGUCAUAUUGAAAAUAAUAACCAUGCAAAUAAUUACAAUGCAAGCAUUCAC
Messenger RNA from Triplophysa rosa, 1305 nucleotides. RefSeq lists its product as uncharacterized. NCBI's taxonomy places the organism in Eukaryota, Metazoa, Chordata, Actinopteri, Cypriniformes, Nemacheilidae. The transcript has 12 exons. The coding region runs from base 32 to 817 and encodes 261 amino acids. The record is from RefSeq and is a predicted model, not a curated record.